Messenger RNA from Lactuca sativa (garden lettuce), 489 nucleotides. RefSeq lists its product as uncharacterized. Lineage: Eukaryota; Viridiplantae; Streptophyta; Magnoliopsida; Asterales; Asteraceae. The record is from RefSeq and is a predicted model, not a curated record.
AUGUCACACACACCCUAUAGGCUAUUAUAUGGUAAGAAUUGUCAUUUACCCGUGGAGCUUGAAAAUACAGACUAUUGGGCUUUAAAAACAUCCAAUUUUGAGCCAAAUGAGUUGCGUGCCAAUAGACUAUUGCAAAUAAAUGAUUUGGAGGAAUUGAGGAAUGAGUCUUACACUAACUCAUUGAUUUAUAAAGACAAGGCUAAAAGAUGGCAUGAUGCAAGGUUGAAGGGUAAUGAGGAGUGUGAAGAAGGGAAAAAAGUUCUUUUGUACAAAUUAAAGACAAAAACUCCUUCCGGGAAAAUUACGCACUCGUUGGUCCGGGCCUUUUACAAUCAAGCAUGUAUAUCCAUAUGGGGUGAUGAGUUAUGGAGCAAGGAUGGGUCGUGCAUUAAAGUCAAUCGGCAUAUGAUCAAGAGAUACGAAGAAGGAAUGCCAAAGGAUGAAGGACUAGAAGAGGGGUUGGACUUGGAGAAAGCCGCUGCAACAUAA